CCAAGGUCUUGUCACCUAUUUUGGCGGCUCGGCAGUCCUGCUCAAGGUCACCCUGCAGCCGGGAGCCUAUGCUGAGCUCUGGGGCUAUCGCACACUGAGGGACCCCAUGCAGGUCUCGGAGCCUGACCCCGGCCCAGGGGAAUGUGAAAGCGGGGAGCAGCAGUGGAGGGGCUGCCUGCCGGCACCCUGCCCUCCUUGCCUAGGCAAAAGGACAGCACGGCUAUGCCCCUCUCCCGGGGCAGUAGGGUCAGCCGUCUGUUCCAGGAAGAGAGGAGACAGUGGGGAAAAGCCAGAGCAUUGGACAUUCCUGUGCCGGAGCUGCGGUAGCGGGGCGACCCCAGCACCCUCCCGCUCUCAGGUCAAGUCGUGCAAGGAAGCAGAGGGCCAACAGGAUGCUGGAGGUCUGCAUGGCUCCCUGUAAGCGGUGAUGUGCCAGCUGGAUCUCUGUGCCACAAGCAGAAUUCAGGAGGGUAUCACAGCCCACUCCUUCCCCACCUCAUCCCAGCAAGGCUCAGGCCAUCAGGCACUUGUAUCUCCUCCCGCAUCCCCAAACCGCCAGCCCUGGAGAAGGCAACGGCUCCGAUAUUUGUGGGGCUUUUCCUACCUCUUCAAGGCUGCAUUGUCGCUGCAUUGUCCUGUGGCUUGAAGUGUCAAGGAUCAAGGGGCUGGGACCGCCCUGCCCUUCUGACGGAGAACAGCCAUAAGACUUGCUGGGACCUGUGCUGACGCUUGCUUCACAAGAUGACAGCAAGAGACGGGCCCCAAGAUAGGUACAAGGCUGUCUGGCUGAUCUUCUUCAUCCUCGGCCUGGGAACGCUGCUGCCAUGGAAUUUCUUCAUGACCGCCAGGGAGUAUUUCAUCAGUCGCCUUAAGGACCCGGAGGAGACAAGCCACGUCAGGAACCAGACUGGCAAGGCCACCUUCACACCCUCCUAUCUGCAGUCCGUGUUUGACAACUUCAUGACUCUCUGCGCCAUGGUGCCUCUCCUUAUCUUCACCUGCCUCAACUCCUUCAUCCACCAGCGGAUUCCCCAGCAGAUCCGCAUCUCAGGCAGCCUGGUGGCGAUUGGGCUGGUGUUUUUAGUCACCGCGAUCAUGGUGAAAGUCCCCAUGGACCCUCUUCCCUUCUUCGUCUUUACCAUGAUCAGCAUUGUCUUCAUCAACUCCUUCGGUGCCAUUCUCCAGAGCAGCCUGUUUGGGCUGGCAGGGCUCCUGCCUGUCAGCUACACAGCCCCCAUCAUGAGCGGGCAGGGCUUGGCAGGCACCUUCGCUGCUUUGGCAAUGAUCUUCAGUAUUGCCAUUGGUGCCCAGCAACCCGAGAGCUUCAUCGGUUACUUCACCACCGCCUGUGUGACGAUCGUGCUGGCAAUCGUCUCCUACGUAGUUCUGCCUCACAUGGAUUUCUUCCGAUACUACUCCAUGAAGGACAAGACAGAGUACCGCGUGUACAAUGCAGAGCUGGAGACCAAGAGAGACCUGAUUAAGAAAGACGAGAAUGGGAUGGAGCAGAAUAACUCAAAGAUCAUCCCUAUCCACAACCCUGAUGAGCAGCCCUCUGUCAUUGCUAUUUUUAAGAAGCUCUGGGUCUUGGCUCUGUCUGUCUGCUUCGUCUUCACUGUCACCAUCGGCGUCUUCCCUGCCAUCACAGCUAAAGUGUCCACUGUCCUUGGAGAGGGAAACAAAUGGGGUCUCUACUUCAUUCCUGUCUCCUGCUUCCUGCUCUUUAACGUCUUUGACUGGACAGGACGGAGUCUCACUGCCCUCUUCACAUGGCCCGGGAUGGACAGCUGCCUCCUGCCAGUGAUGGUGGUCCUCCGUGUCAUCUUUGUCCCUCUUUUCAUGCUGUGCAACGUGACACCCCGUUACUACCUGCCUGUCGUGUUCUCUCAUGAUGCCUGGUACAUCGUCUUCAUGAUCUUCUUCUCCAUCUCCAAUGGCUACCUGGCCAGCCUUUGCAUGUGCUUCGGGCCAAAGAAAGUGCUUGUGCACGAAGCAGAGACAGCUGGAGCUGUCAUGGCAUUUUUCCUGUCACUGGGCUUGGCUCUAGGAGCUGCCGUCUCCUUUCUGGUCCGAAUUCUCAUCUAGCAGAGGCACACAGAGGGUGCAGGGACACCAAGAGAUGGCUCCGCAUCCUCCACUGAGGCCCUGGACUCCUCAGCACUGUGGGGAAAUAACAGCUUCCACCCGUUCCUGCCAAAUCACACUGCCACAGCAGACAUUACACCCAGGGACGGUUCCACUCCUGCAGGGUUGGCCUGGUUCCUGCCAUGCUCAGCUGUGUGACGCCUUCAGGCCUAUGUGCCUUCUCCUUCCCUAUGCUGUGUGUGUUGUAAGACCCCCAGGAUCUCCAAGAAGUCCAGCUGCCUCCCAUGCUGCAUAACUUUUCUGGCUCAAGGCCAAAAGCCAUUUUCAGCCUCUUUCUCUCUGAGAGAGUGAAAGGCUCAUAACUAGUAUUACUCUUUCUCUUGCCCUUGUCUCCAAAGCAUCUAGGAGAUUCUCUCCUCUCCUCCUAGGCAGCCUGGAAAUACCCCACAUCCCUCUUCCUGCUGGUAGACUUGUGGAGGGGGAGGAGAGCACCAGCUGGCCUCAUCAUCCCUGCUCUCUGCUAUACGCACAUCCUCCUGCCCAGUGGUAUCCCAAAAGUGUAGACAUCUGUGUCCCAGCCACAGAAAGAGCCAACACUGUGGCUAGGCUGAGGGAGGAGGAGGUCUCCACACCCCACCUUCUCCCCCUCUCCUUGCUUCUCUUAUCUUUUUUUUUUGUUGUUGUUGUUUUUUAUUUUGUUUUUUGUUUUUGGUGACUCUGACAUUGGUCUUUUUUCAGCCUCCUGGUUGUGUGACAGGAGGUUCUAUUGUGGGUUACAAGAGGAAAGGCAGCAACUCCCUUCCCAACAAAGCUGCCUUCCCUACCCAUGUGUGCUACAAGGGAAGGCCUCACCUCUCCCUUGGCUUUCCUGUCCCUUGUUGUGUAAAUGUGUCUAUACAAUUGCCAUUUUCUAUAAAAAGAACAAAAUGCUC
Molecule: messenger RNA, 3017 nt
Organism: Taeniopygia guttata (zebra finch)
Lineage: Eukaryota; Metazoa; Chordata; Aves; Passeriformes; Estrildidae
Gene: SLC29A1
Product: solute carrier family 29 member 1 (Augustine blood group)
Biological process (GO): uridine transmembrane transport
Cellular component (GO): plasma membrane
Molecular function (GO): nucleoside transmembrane transporter activity
Source: RefSeq, a predicted model, not a curated record